Calliphora vicina (urban bluebottle blowfly) is the source of this 728-nucleotide messenger RNA. It is a transcript of the gene mRpS34, whose product is annotated as mitochondrial ribosomal protein S34. The record is from RefSeq and is a predicted model, not a curated record. Gene Ontology annotation, biological process: mitochondrial translation. The transcript has 2 exons. Bases 75 to 644 code for a protein of 189 amino acids. Lineage: Eukaryota; Metazoa; Arthropoda; Insecta; Diptera; Calliphoridae. Gene Ontology annotation, molecular function: structural constituent of ribosome. Gene Ontology annotation, cellular component: mitochondrion; mitochondrial small ribosomal subunit.
GAUAUUAACGUAAUCACAAAAGAUUUUUUACAAUUUUGUGAAUAAAAUUUAAUUUGUUACAUUAAAGAAAUAAAAUGGCUAAUACUGUUAUAAAAUAUGUGGGCCGCAAAACGGAUUUCAAAGGAAAAUCGCUGUGGGAAAUAGUGGGAGACUUGAAAGAUUAUGGCGUUGGACGUAUGGUUGUGCGUAACAUGUUCCAACGUUAUCCAGAGCCUUGCUAUUUGAGAAUCUUGAAAGUUCAAACUGUGGAUCAUGAGGAUCCCAAUUCUGCCCGCAAAGUUAAGGUUACCGUACAAAAAACCUGGCGUGGCGUAACUUUACCCAAACCCAUUGAAAUCUAUAGCACUAGCUACAAGACCGAUUAUGAAUUGGUUGACAAAGAAGAUGAACCCAAAUUUCUGCAAAACUCCAACAAAAUUAGUGAAAAAAUAUUGUCCAGCCAAGUGGAGUUGCCGCCUUUGCUGCGAGAAUUCAUUGCUCAAGAGACGGGCCAACAGAAUCCCAUGAUGAAAGUUCACUUUAAGGAAAACGACAACAAAUUUGUGCGCUUGGCUAAGGAUGGUGAAAAGCCCACCAUACAAAUGGUUAUGGGCUUGGGCCAACCUUCCUCCGUUGCUCAAAAGUUAUAUGAGGGUGUUUUGUAAAUGUUUAGUUAAAUAAAGGAGCAUAUUGUUGAAAUUGUGAAAAUACGAAUGAAAUAAUAAAAUAUAUUUUAAAAUAAGUAAGAA